GGAGUUUUCUUUUCUCAUUAAGUUUUCUAAAGUGUGAAAAUUAACAAAUUUCCUCGAGUUUAUCUCGAGUAUCAUUACAUUUAUUGAGUUAAAACGAUAAAUCGUUAUUGAAAUAACAACAUGUCAUUCAAGAACGAUCUUAAGCUUUUGACUAAGCCAUAUUAUUGGAUAAAUAUUCUAUUGUCUUUGACUUAUAUAGUCGCGAAAAAAACACCAGGACUUUGCAGCUAUAUUCAUCCUUAUGUGUUUCCACAAGAAGAGUCAUGUGAAUUGGAUAGUCGUGAAACAGAAAUUCUGUUCUUUCUCAUGAUUGUAGUUAUGCUGCGUUCAAGGAAAACUGGAAGUGUCACAAUGAUUAACUAUUUAACAUCUUCUUUCCUGUAUACGAAGCUAGCAAAUCUCAUUCUGUGGUUUUAUUCGGAUAUUAAAUGUGGAAUUCUUUAUGGAGUUUUAUUCAUUCUAUUUGCUCUCAUUUUACCGGAACCAACCUACUCAGGACCGGAUAAUGUCAUCUAUUUUAGACAACCAAAUAGCUUACAAGAGGAAUUGGAUAGAGAUAAAAGAGUCACUUGGCUAGUUACGUUUUAUACUACAUGGAAUCCAGCUUGCGUCACUUUUGCACCAAUAUUUGCUCAGCUAUCGAACGAGUACAACCUUGAUAACUUCAAAUUCGGUAAAGUGGAUAUUGGUCGAUUACCCGAUGAUGGCAAAAAGUAUCAUGUCUCUGAUAGUUCAUUAAGUCGUCAAUUACCGACAGUUGUUCUGUUUAAGAAUGGAAAAGAAGAAUGCCGUAGACCAUUUGCUGAUGGCAAAGGAAAAUUAGUAAAGUUUUUCUUCUCUGAAGAUAAUUUGAAAGCAGCAUUUGAUUUGACCAGUGUGCAUAAGGAAUGCAAAGAAAAUCCAAUUAAGACUCGCAAAGCAAUCAAAUCUAAUGAUGAGGAUAAAAAGACAAACUAAAGAAAAGCAUAUAAGUAUCGCACAGCAUUUGAGCACACAUGCAUUUCUAGUCGUCUAGAGUUAUUUUUGUUUCAUGUUCAUGAAUUUAUGUUUGUUCAUGUAUGUCCUACUUCAUCCGCUAAAUUCUCAAUUGUUGGAUUUAUAAUUUUAGAAUAAAAUAACGGUUAUUUCAAAAUUUGAA
This is a messenger RNA of Chironomus riparius, 1138 nucleotides long. NCBI's taxonomy places the organism in Eukaryota, Metazoa, Arthropoda, Insecta, Diptera, Chironomidae. The record is from the annotation of a GenBank genome assembly.